AUGUUGGUGGCUGUUUAUAUGGGUGGAGAUGGACGUAGUAAAUGUUGCUCUGAUAGUCUGUGCACAGGAUGCUUUUCAGGCAAUUUUCAUCCCAACGUACCUGCAUCUCCACCUCCAGCUUCUAACAACUCUAACUUGCAAACACCUAACCCUAAACCUGUGUAUUCAGUUCUCACACAAAUUAGCACCAAUUAUCAACAAAUUUGUGCGAGUUUAGCUUUAGGCUUAGUCGGUGUUACUAGGUGUGCAAAUUUUAUCGCGGGAUUUGCUAACCCAUUGACUGUUGUUAAAUGUGACUGUGAAAUUAAUCUCAAAAAUUAUAGCCCACUUGCGUUGGGGGAAUGUAUAAUUAAUUGCAUUGGAUGUUAA
Racocetra persica is the source of this 369-nucleotide messenger RNA. Lineage: Eukaryota; Fungi; Glomeromycota; Glomeromycetes; Diversisporales; Gigasporaceae. The record is from the annotation of a GenBank genome assembly.